Molecule: messenger RNA, 6010 nt
Organism: Chara braunii
Lineage: Eukaryota; Viridiplantae; Streptophyta; Charophyceae; Charales; Characeae
Source: the annotation of a GenBank genome assembly
ACACACACACACACAGAGAGAGAGAGAGAGAGAGAGAGAGAGAGAGAGAGAGAGAGAGAGAGAGAGAGAGAGAGAGAGAGAGAGAGAGAGAGAGAGAGAGAUGGCUUCGCAGCAGCCAUUAUCGCAGGAGGCGAGCCAAGCUCCAGGUCUUUUAAAAGUGAGGUUGGAUUCCAUCCGUGGGUUCUACGAGGAGGAGGUAACGGAGCUAAACGGCGUUCUAAACGGCGGACUAAACAGCGGACUAAACAGCGGACUAAACGGCGGACUAAACGGCGGACUAAACGGCGGACUAAACGGUGGGAGUCAAGUAGAAGCUUACACCUUUCUGGAAUUGAACACUCAGGGUUCUGAUUUCGAUUACCCUGAGUAUCCCCAGCUGACUCAGGUUUCCCGCGCUUCUCAGCAAUGGGCAGGUAAUGGGGUAGACGUCAACGUAUCAGCCCCUUUGGACGACGAAGUGGACGGGAUUGGCGGCAGCGGCGGCGGCGGCGGCGGCGGCGGCGCUGAAGAAGCGGCGGCAGAGGCGGGGAAUGGGGUUAGUGGCGGGAGUGGAGGCGGGGUAGGCGGAGUCGUCGGAGUCUCCUCCUCGACUUCCGCUGAUGCCACACCCCCGGGCGCUCACCCCGACAACCUAUCCGAAGGCGUGUCGGGAUCUCAGACCGAAGUUAUUAAUGGGAUACUUACCAGCGGCGUGAGUGAAUUGAGCUUCGACGAGACAGGCGACGAAGAGCCGUUGGAUGCCCACGCUAAGCAUCGGGACCUCCCCGAGCACGCGUGCAAGUACUGUGCCAUUCAUAACCCCGGAUGCGUGGUCAGGUGCAACGUACCCUCGUGUCGGAAAUGGUUCUGCAACGCGAGGGGCAACACGUCAGCAUCGCAUGUCAUCAACCACCUGGUGAGGGCAAAGCACAAGGAGGUGAGUCUCCAUCGGGACACACCUCUGGGCGAGACGAUCUUGGAGUGCUACAACUGUGGAUGCCGCAACGUGUUCUUGCUGGGGUUCGUUCCCGCGAAGUCGGAGUCCGUUGUGGUGCUCCUGUGUCGGGAUCCCUGCCUGAGUGUGAACGGUCUGAAGGAUAUGAAUUGGGAUCUGAGUCAGUGGCUGCCACUGAUCGACGACGGAUGUUUCAGGGACUGGUUGGUGAAAGUUCCGUCGGAACAAGAGCAACUGCGGGCUAGACAGAUCAGUGCCCAGCAGAUCAACAAGAUGGAAGAGCUGUGGAAGACCAAUCCAGACGCAACGCUUGAAGAGCUCGAAAAGCCAGGAGUGGAUGAUGAACCACAACCGGUAGCUCUUCGCUACGAGGAUGCAUAUGAGUACCAGAACGUGUUUGGUCCGCUGGUGAAAUUGGAGGCUGAUUACGACAAGAUGAUCAAAGAAUCGCAAACGAAGGAUAACAUCACCGUUAGAUGGGAUAUAGGCCUGAACAAGAAACGAAUAGCCUACUUUGUUUUCCCAAAGGAGGAUAAUGAGCUUCGACUGGUUCCCGGGGACGAGCUGCGACUGCGCUACGGUGGGGACGGCACUCAUCCUCCCUGGCAGUGCGUAGGCCACGUGGCGAAGCUGACCGCAGCCGAAGAGGUGGCCCUUGAGCUCCCCAGCAGCCAGCAGAAUGUCCCGGCUGACGUCAACCAUAACUUCAGCGUGGACUUCGUAUGGAAGAGCACAGGGUUUGACAGGAUGCAAGCGGCGCUGAAGACGUUCGCCGUGGACGAGACGAGCGUGAGUGGGUACAUCUACCACAAGAUCUUGGGCCACGAGGUGGAGCCGCAAGUGGUGCGAAACACUCUUCCGCGCCGUUUUGGCGCGCCCGGGCUGCCCGAGCUGAACCACUCACAGGUGUACGCUGUCAAAAGCGUUCUGCAGAAGCCCCUUAGUUUGAUCCAGGGCCCACCUGGAACUGGCAAGACAGUGACGUCGGCUGCCAUUGUGUACCAGCUUGCAAAGCAGAACCAGGGGCAGGUCAUCGUGUGUGCGCCCAGCAAUGUUGCAGUCGACCAGCUUGCGGAGAAGAUCAGUGCCACGGGUUUGAAGGUGGUCAGACUGUGUGCAAAGUCAAGGGAAGCUGUCAGCUCACCUGUGGAGCAUUUGACCCUACAUUAUCAGGUCAGACACUUAGACUCUCCAGAGAAGAGUGAGCUGCACAAACUGCAGCAACUCAAGGAUGAACAGGGGGAGCUGUCCAGUGGGGACGAGAAGAAGUACAAGGCGUUGAAGAGAGCAACCGAACGCGAGAUUGCACAGAGUGCAGAUGUAAUCUGUUGUACAUGUGUGGGCGCCGGCGACCCGCGGCUGGCGAAUUUCCGCUUUCGACAGGUGCUUAUCGACGAAUCCACGCAGGCGACCGAGGUCGAGUGUCUUAUUCCCCUCGUUCUGGGAGCCAAGCAGGUCGUUCUGGUUGGCGAUCAUUGCCAGCUGGGCCCAGUGAUCAUGUGCAAGAAGGCAGCAAAGGCUGGCCUUGCUCAGUCCCUUUUCGAGAGACUGGUUCUCCUCGGCGUCAAGCCCAUUCGGUUGCAGGUGCAGUAUCGCAUGCAUCCUGUUCUGUCGGAAUUCCCCUCAAGCACGUUCUACGAAGGAAGCCUUCAGAAUGGAGUGACAAUGCACGAGCGUGCGCAGACGGGCGUCGACUUUCCCUGGCCUGUCCCAAACAGACCCAUGUUCUUCUAUGUGCAGAUGGGUCAAGAGGAGAUAAGUGCCAGCGGCACGUCGUACCUGAACCGCACGGAGGCGGCCAAUGUGGAGAAAAUUGUGACCACCUUUCUGAGAAGUGGGGUGAAUCCCAAUCAGAUUGGCGUAAUUACCCCUUACGAAGGGCAAAGGGCGUACAUUGUAAACCACAUGGCGCGGAAUGGGUCGCUAAGGCAGCAGCUGUACAAGGAGAUUGAGGUUGCGAGCGUGGACUCGUUCCAAGGACGGGAAAAAGACUUCAUCAUCCUUUCCUGUGUGAGGAGCAAUGAGCACCAGGGAAUCGGUUUCUUGAAUGACCCUCGCAGGCUCAACGUGGCCCUCACGCGAGUCAGAUAUGGUCUUGUUUUGCUGGGCAAUCCCAAGGUCCUGAGUAAGCAACCCCUGUGGAAUGCUCUGUUGUCACACUACAAGGGGCAUGAGUGCCUGGUGGAAGGGCCCCUGAAUAAUCUGAAGCAGAGCAUGGUUCAGUUCCAGAAGCCAAAGAAGGUGUACAAUGAUCGGCGGGUCCACCCAGCAUUGAUGUCAGUUGUCGCUGCUAUUGGCUCAGGAGGGGGAGAUGCGAACUUUGUGCCUGUCCCCACAGCGAAUGCUGCCACCAGCAAUGGUGGUGCCACCGGCAAGGUGGUUCAUGCGGCUAGCAGCGACCGACGAAGUGGUCGUGCAAGAGUGGUUCUAGGAGAUGAAAGGCGGGGAGGGGUUGUGCCGUUUCCUGCUAUGUCCAAUGGGCACAAAGGCAUUCCGGGGGCUACCUUGCACCCUCGCAUUCCUGCCCCACUUCCAGGUCCAAUUGGGCAACCUUAUGCCAUUCCUGUAGGGGGGGGGGAUUGUGCCUUGCCUGGUCCGAUUGGCCCACAACCGGGUGCGCGAGGUUUUGCUGUGGGACGUGGUGCUGGCAUUCCUGCAUCGCAGCAGUCCCAGCAGCAGCAGCAGCAGCAGCAGCAGCAGCAGGAGCAGCAAGAACAGCAGCAGCAACAGCAGCAGCGCCGGCAGCAGGAGCAGAAAGCAAAUUUCCGCUUUUCCGGAUUCGAAGGAGCAAGUCAAGGCUUUGGUGGACCGAUGACUCAACAAGGACCAAUGACGCAGAAUCAUUUGCGCCCGGGACUGAGUCAGCCACUGAGAGACGGCUUUUCCGUUGGACCAGCCUCGCAGGAGAUCUUCAUUGGGGAGGACUUCAAAUCCCAGAGCUCACAUGUUGCCUACGCUGGGCCUGAUUUUGUCCCAAUGCCUUCGCAGCCUUAUGCAGGUGUCGACGUUGUGUCCCCGGCCUCACAAAACACUAUGUUUGGUGGUGAGUACGGCACCCAAUGCUCUCAGGGGCUGUUUGCCCACCAUCAGCAGCAACCGCUUGUCUCAGAUGUUAUUUCUCAGGACUUCAUAGGUCAUGCAUCGCAAGGCCCUUUCACCCAGACCGGAUUCGGCGAGAGAGGAGGGCACGAUGAUCCGACCAGUCAACCCUUCUUUGGAUUAUCAGCCCAAAAUGCCUCGCAGGGCGGUGACUUAUCAGCAAUAUAUAUGCAUCACUUCAGCCAGUUCACACAGCCUCAUGUCCCGCACAGUCAGCCACAAACUCAGCAACGGCUGAUGUCAGCUGUGCUGCAAGGCCAGCAUCAGCAGCAGCAGAGAUCUGUGCAGUUCACUCUACCUCAGUCAGCAGAAAUGGUAGCUCUGCAUGCAUGCCUGCAGAUGGUGCAAGCGCUGAACUCUUUGGAUGCACAAGGCAUCCGUGUGUUCCUGUGGGAAAAGGGGACAGGGUGGCUUGCAGAUGCGAAGCAACUGUGGGGUUAUGACAACGCAGCAGACGGAGGCAGGCAGACGGCUGAAUAUACCUUCGCAACGAGAAUUGAAGGAGAUCCGGCAGGGAAGGGUACCAAGGACGACGUCUUUGUGGCAAAGGGAACGGAAUAUAGAGGAGAUGACGUGGUGCACAGGGGAAAGGUGGGAUGAGAAAGGGCUAAUGGUGGGCAAUUUUCACCGCAAACCUUUUAAUUGAACGGGUGGCCGAUGGAAGGAAGGCCUUCAGUUGCACCUUGCUUUGGUUGAAGGGUUUUCUUUUGUCAGUAUGGAAGGAGGGCAUUCAGCGGCACCUCGCUUUGGCCGGACAGGGUCUCGUCAGUGGGAGUUACUUGAGGAUAACUCUUCUCUCCAAGCAGUACCGAGAACCGUGUAGUAUGUCGUCUUACACGGAUUGAGUGUUUGAUUGGCAUGAGCUUGAUCUGCUUUCCCAUGAUCUUCCGAUUUUGUGGGUGAAGGAGACGGAGUGGCAGUUGCAAUGCGCGUUACCUGCGCACAGGGGCCUAGAAGUUGAGAUGCUGUUUUCUGUGUGCUACUUUUUUGGGGCAUGCCUAAUUUGAUGGAGUGGCAGUCGCAGUGCAUGUCAAAUGCGCGCGGGGCUUUAGAUGAUGUUUUUCUGUGUAGCCGCUACCAUUCCAUUUUUUCCGAAAACGAUUUUCAUUUCCGAGCGGGGGAUUAGAUUAACACAAUUGCCUGCUUCGCGCCUUUUGUGGGUUCGAGUCCCACUAGCGCUGCUUUUGGUGCAUGCCUUAUUUAUCCAUACACAUGAUACGCGGUUGACGGAGUCCACGGUCGCCGCACCUCCUUUUCAUCAGCGGCCCGAAUGCCUGGACUUGCUGGGUAAGGGGUGAUUUUGUGUUGUCCCGGUGAAUUAUUGAUCCGUCUGUGUACUGAGUGGCUCAUGGGCCUGAUGUACACAGCAGCAUGAGGAAGCCGUGUGGUCAGCUGCUGUGCGAGGAAGCGAUGCCCAACUCUCCGACGGGGGGCCACUCACGGCUUGGCGUGUGGUAUGGCUGAGUUGGCAAUUAGGUGCUUUGCACCUGACCUCUGCUACUUCUUUGGGAGAGAGAGCGACUCCUGCGUUCCUACGUGUUACAGAUCUCUAACGCAAGUGCUGCACGAUGACAGGAAGCUGAGCCCAGAUCAGGGAUGGAAGACAUUGGUCUGCCAGAAUCGGGGCAUACUCAGACUAGGAAGCUCUGGGCGUGAUUGCGGUCAGAUUCGUCCAGGUCUGACCGUAAUUGUGGUCAGAUACAACCAGGUCGGACGGUAAUUGCGCUCAGAUACAUGUUAGGAAAGUACGAGUGUGAUUAUGCCCUCAGGAUGAUUAUUAUGGCUAUAAAAUGGGCUGUUGGGCUAUAUGGACAUCACAGAGAGAUUCGGAUGAGGCCUAUCAAAAAGAUGGUGGCCCGGAGGAUGCACCACUCUUGCUGAGACAGACUAGUGCCGAGCGCAAUAUCUGGCGACCUGAAUGGGUUGAAGAGGUCUCAGAUCUACGUUUUCGUCGAGAAAUAAAGAGCGAUUGACAGU